Molecule: messenger RNA, 6868 nt
Organism: Paramuricea clavata
Lineage: Eukaryota; Metazoa; Cnidaria; Anthozoa; Malacalcyonacea; Plexauridae
Source: the annotation of a GenBank genome assembly
AGCCUGCAAAUGCCCUCCAGUGCAAACAUUUAAAGAAAUAUUAGGACCUGGUGAGAGCAAGGCUUUCGUUACGUGGAAGGAACCAACUCCUAAUUGCGAAGUGACGUUGGAGGCUUCUGAUAGUACUGCUCCAGAUGGAUUAUUUACCGUUGGAAAACACACAAGACAAUAUACAUACAGUCAUGAAAUUGGCUUUAGUAUGACUUGUGAUGUAAAUAUCGAAGUGGAAGGUAUGUUUGGUUACUUGCAGGGCCUCUUUUAGGAUAUAAACGAGCACGUUUCCCCCAGCCCCAAUGCGCCCAGCCCCAAUGUUUCCCAUCCCCCAAGUAAGCGAAAUAAUUACAAAAAUAUUCUCGGUGCAUAGACCUAGCUGGCUCCUCAGGAGGUUGGGCCCUCAGUGCCUGCGUAUACUAUUCCGCGGUUCCGCCACAUAUGAUAAUUUCAAACACCUGCUCUUCGAAAUUAUAUUGGGAAGGCCCUGAUCACAAGCUGAUACCGUUUAGUGAUAUUAAAGGGGAAGGGGCCUCCUCGCCCUUGGCUCCCCUCUAGUUUGGUCGUGUGGAGUAAGCUGAAUAUUAAUGUCUAUUUCUCUAACAUGUCAUUUCUUUCAAUUAGUUUGUGAGUGUCCAACUCAAACCGUUAAUGGAGUAAUAGGACCUUCUAGAACACAAGGUCUAGCCAGUUGGGAAAUACCAGAACCCACAUGUCCAGCAGAACCAAAGCAACCGAUACCAGAGUUUAACGGUUUGUUUACUAAAGGGGAACACACAGUGCAAUAUGUCUAUACUCACAAAAGUGCCAGCAAUACAUUUGAUAUAACAUGUGAUGUGAAUAUCAACAUGGAAGGUACGUAUUAAAUGUGCGAUGCCUCGGAACUGACGGAAGCUCUGGCAUCAUCCAUAUAUCUCCUCCAGAAGACUAUGUUUAAUUAAUACCCGCAUUUGUAUGUCUGUUUGUCAGCACAAUAACUUAAAAAAAUAUCAAACGUAUUAAUACGAAAUGGACUGAUGGACAUUGCCUAACGACAAAGUGAUUCAAUGUUGGUUAAAAUUUGCCUUUUCUUUAAAAUAAGUGUUCAGUCAGAAAGCACAUGCAUACAUACUGAACUUUAGGUUUACUUAACACCACUGAAAUGCAAAAUCAAUCUGUUGUUUGGAAGCUUUUGAAUGGAAAAUAUUAGUAUAAUAGAAACAACUGGUUUAUACUAAAAAAACAAGAAUUCCUACUUUAUUAAUUCGCAUUUGUUUGUGUCUUUGUAGCCUGCAAAUGCCCUCCAGUGCAGACAUUUAAAGAAAUAUUAAGACCUGAUGAGAGUAAGGCUUUCGUUACGUGGCAGGAACCAACUCCUAAUUGCGAAGUGACGUUGGAGUCUUCUGAUAGUACUGCUCCAGAUGGAUUGUUUACCGUUGGAAAACACACAAGACAAUAUACAUACAGUCAUGAAACUGGCUUUAAUAUGACUUGUGAUGUAAAUAUCGAAGUGGAAGGUAUGUUUGGUUACUUGUAGGGCCUCUUUUAGGAUAUAAACGAGCACGUUUCCCCCAGCCCCAAUGCCCCCAGCCCCAAUGUUUCCCAUCCCCCAAGUAACCGAAAUAAUUACAGUGCAUAGAACUAGCUGGCUCCUCAGAGAUUGGGCCCUCAGUGCCUGCGUAUACUAUUCCGCGGUUCCGCCACAUAUGAUAAUUUCAAACACCUGUUCUUCGAAAUUAUAUUGGGAAGGCCCUGAUCACAAGCUGAUACAAUUUAGUGAUAUUAAAGGGGGAGGGGCCUCCUCGCCCUUGGCCCCCCUCCAGUUUGGUCGUGUGGAGUAAGCUGAAUGAUGUCUCUAUUUCUUUCAUUUAGUUUGUGAGUGUCCAACUCAAACCGUUAAUGGAGUAAUAGGACCUUCUAGAACACAAGGUCUAGCCAGUUGGGAAAUACCAGAACCCACAUGUCCAGCAGAACCAAAGCAACCGAUACCAGAGUUUAACGGUUUGUUUACUGAAGGAGAACACACAGUGCAAUAUGUCUAUACUCACAAAAGUGCCAGCAAUACAUUUGAUAUAACAUGUGAUGUGAAUAUCAACAUGGAAGGUACGUAUUAAAUGUGCGAUGCCUCGGAACUGACGGAAGCUCUGGCAUCAUCCAUAUGUCUCCUCCAGAAGACUAUGUUUAAUUAAUACCCGCAUUUGUAUGUCUGUUUGUCAGCACAAUAACUUAAAAAAAUAUCAAACGUAUUAAUACGACUGACUGAUGGACAUUGCCUAACGACAAAGUGAUUCAAUGUUGGUUAAAAAUUGCCUUUUCUUUAAAAUAAGUGUUCAGUCAGAAAGUAUAUGCAUACAUACUGAACUUUAGGUUUACUUAACACCACUGAAAUGCAAAAUCAAUCUGUUGUUUGGAAGCUUUUGAAUGGAAAAUAUUAGUAUAAUAGAAACAACUGGUUUAUACUAAAAAACAAGAAUUCCUACUUUAUUAAUUCGCAUUUGUUUGUGUCUUUGUAGCCUGCAAAUGCCCUCCAGUGCAGACAUUUAAAGAAAUAUUAAGACCUGAUGCAAGCAAGGCUUUCGUUACGUGGCAGGAACCAACUCCUAAUUGCGAAGUGACGUUGGAGUCUUCUGAUAGUACUGCUCCAGAUGGAUUGUUUACUGUUGGAAAACACACAAGACAAUAUACAUACCGUCAUGAAACUGGCUUUAGUAUGACUUGCGAUGUAAAUAUUGAAGUGGAAGGUAUGUUUCUUGGUGAUUGGACAACACAACACAACACAACACAACACAACACAACACAACACAACACAACACAACACAAAUGUAUUUAAGAACGGUAAAAUCUUCAGCAUAUAUAGAUAUCCUAACUAACAUACAACGACAAGAACAAGAUCUGAAAAUAACUACAGCUGGUUUACAAUAACUACUACAGGUUAACGCUUACAUUAUUAUGGUACUCGUCUAUAGCUUUCUUAAACUGUGAUAACGGUUGAAGCUUUCGAUUAUCAUGAAGAAGACUAUACCACAAUAGAACCCCACUAUAACAAAAGCUUUGCUUUAAAUAGUUUGUUCGCGGCUUGGGCAAAUUUAAUCUCAUUUCAGAGUUUCUUAUAGGUCGUACCCUGUGCCACGAAUUGAAAAGAAAUCACGUAAAUAAGAAGGCGUAUUUCUUAAUUAAGUGUUUUAAAAAUUAGACCAGCCUUCUCAGCAAAUGCUCUUCAAAAUUAUAUAUAUUGGAAUUCCUGACCAUAAGCUGCUACCUUUUAGUGACUUUACGAGACUAUUAAAGAGGAGGGAAUAUAAAAGGGAGAGUAAGCAGUGAAUAAUUUAUCAUGUUAUUUCUUUCAUUUAGCUUGUGAAUGCCCAACUCAAACCGUUAAUGGGGUAAUAGGACCUUCUAGAACCCAAGGUCUAGCCAGUUGGGAAAUACCAGAACCCACAUGUCCAGCACAUCCAAAGCAACCGAUACCGGAGCCUAAGGGUUUGUUUACGGAAGGAGAACACACAGUGCAAUAUGUCUAUACUCACAAAAGUGCAAGCAAUACCUUUGAUAUAACAUGUGAUGUGAAUAUCAACAUGGAAGGUACGAAUUAAAUGUGUGAUGCCUCAGAAGCUAUAGCAUUAUAAUCUCCGCCUGGAAGUUAUCAUCUCAUGCAGCCAAGAGCCGCGUUUGUGUGUUUGUUUGUCAGCACGGACUAAUAGGAAAAUUUGUGGGACUAGUGGAUAUUCCCCAAGGACAAAUUGUAAAAAAAUAAAAACAUUAAAAAAAUAUCAAACGUACUAAAUAGGAAAAUUUGUGGGACUACAAAUUGUUUAAACUUUGGUUAAUAAACUUGGAUGAAAAUUACAUGAGAAAUUAGCAAAAGUUUGUCUUGCUUCGCUGUGCAGUGUGCAGUGUAAACUAAAUUCGUAAUUAGCCCAUUGUACAAUUUAUGCACGGUAAAUAACUUAAUUCACUGUAGAGAUAUGCAGUCUCCAAGUGCCCUUUGUAGUUAAAAUUUCCCUUAAAGGGAAAUGGCAAUAUGUUUUUUUUAUUUUCUCAUUUGAAAGAACAAUUGAAACUAUAUAAUUAUUAAGUUCUUUUACCGCUUUUUCAUAUCUUGCUUAGUUCUUGAAAUAUUUGCACUUGAAGUAAUCAGAUGUCCGCCAACUUGGAUAUAUUUUUUAUCUCAUUAACGGCAGUUUUGGUGACGCCACAACAGGGAUUAACCAUAUAAAAGUACUCGUUGUUGACCAAAUAUUGACUGGUAGAUGUUUUAAAGGUUUUGAGUGAUCUUGAUAUUUCGAAGGGCAGACAGAGUAUAGUUUUGAGUGCAAAAUGAUCAGUGGUUGUGUAGAUAAAAACAUUGUGUGACCCUGUUGUGACGUGACAUGCAAAUCUACAAAAAUUGAAGAUGGCGGACAUUUCAUUCCUUUCGAUCAAAAUAUUUGUAGAAGUAAGCAAGAUAUGAAAAAACGGUAAAAUAAGUUAAUAUAUAGUUUCAAAUGUUCUUUCAAAUGAGAAAAUAAAAAACUAUAUUGCCAUUUCCCUUUAAUAUAACUAUUUAUUCAGAAUGCAUACAUACUAAACUUUAGGUUUACUUAAUACCACUGUCACUGAAAAUGCAAAAUCAAUCUGUUGCUCGGAAACUUCUGAAUGGAAAAUAUUAUAGUAUAAUGGAAACAACUGGUUUUUACUAGAAGACCAUGCCCCGAUAUACAAGUCAGAUCUACUUCAGCUGUACCAAACACUGUUGGUUUUUAAUAUGCGAGUUUUUACUGGAUUCAAGUUAUUACCGCUACAGAAGGAAUAUACUUAAUUCCAAUACUUUAAUUCGUAUUUGUUUGUGUCUUUCUAGCCUGCAAAUGUCCUCCAGUGCAGACAUUUCAAAAAACAAUAAGCCCUGGUGAGAGCAAGGCUUUCGUUACGUGGCAGGAACCAACUCCUAAUUGCGAAGUGACGUUGGAGUCUUCUGACAGUACUGCUCCAGAUGGAUUAUUUACUCUUGGAAAAUACACAAGACAAUAUACAUACCAUCAUGAAGCUGGCUUUAGUAUGACCUGCGAUGUAAAUAUCGAAGUGGAAGGUAUGUUUUGUUACUUGUAGGGCUUCUUUUAGCAUAUACACUGGGAGGCAAGCAGUUUCCCCCACCCCCGCCCGGUCCUACCCCCACCCCCGCAAACAAUGUUGGAUUCCCAGUUAAGGUCCCUCAAGUGUAAAAUGUAAGCAGAGUGAGAAGAAAACUUUGUUGGCAAGAAUGUUUAAUAUUCAUAUGGAUAAACCUCUUUCUCAAUGGACCAUUCCCCAAUUAACCAAAAUUUUGAUCUCAACAAAUCUAGACAAAAUUCCAUCAUAGCAUGAAAGAGCAUCACAAAAUUAGUAAUAUUCCAAAGUUUCGUUGCGAAAUGUUGUAAAAUGCGGCUAAUAUAGCCUUGCGAAAUUUGCAAUUUUCAGUCAUUUUAGAUUACAAACGGGAAACGGUUACCACUUUUCCAAAAUCUUGAUCUUAACUAGCCUAAACAAAAAUUUCAUCACAGCUCGAAAGAGCAUCACAAAAUUAGUAAUAUUCCAAGUUUCGUUGCAAAAUGUUGUAAAAUGCGGAUAAUAUAGCCUUGCCAAGUUUUUAAUUUUCAGUCAUUUUGUAUUACUCACAGAAGUGGUAACCAUUUCCCGUUUGUAUAUUAUCCGCAUUUUACAACAUUUUGCAACGAAACUCUGGAAUAUUACUGUUUGUCUAGACUUGUUGAGUUCAAAAUUUUAGUUAAUUGGGGAAUGGUCCAUUAAUUUAAACAUGUCAAAAAGGUGUGUCGGAAAAUGCAGGAAAACAAGCCCCGGAGACUCAAAAUUUCCUAAGGGUCUUCCCCCUGAUCCAAAACUGGGACUGAGCAGAGCAACUUCUUGAAUUCGGUGCUCCUGACCAGCCAAUUAUGACGCUAGAACAGUAAGAACGAGAAGAGAUUUCUAAAUGUAACUGCCCGCAACGGAGUUUAUGCUAAUUUGCUUUAUUAAAAGGCUAUAUACAGUAGCUAGGGUUUCACGCUUGAAAAAGAUGAGCUUAGCUGGUGUCUUUUAGUGGGUAUAAGGCAUGGGUAUAGGGAGUGUAAACAUACAUAAAAAUAGCCCAGGCCUGACGUAGUCAGCUAAGGCCAUAAAAUCUGGGCCGACCGUUAACGUUGGUCUAGGUCUGGCCCAACCCAUAAUCCUUUGAAACGGCAAAAACUUGGGGGGAAAGUAAAUAAAUCUUUACUCAAACAAUUUGAGUAAAUUUGAAACUUGAUUAAUUUUAUUCAAAUUUUUGAGUUUGGUUUUUUUUGCAAUGAUAGCAUGGUAAACAAUGUAAAUGUGUUACAAUUACUGGGGCAUUGCUUGGCUGAAGUCACGGCUCGCAGUGUAGACAUGGCCUUGCAGCAAGUCUGUAAAAACUAUUUUCUUUUCUUAUCCAGGAGAGUUAUGCCGUGGAAAGGCAAUCAAUCCUGAUACCGAGGUGUGCUGCUGUGGUGAGGUACAUCGCGCUCAAAGUGGGUACAAGUGCUGUGGCGUGGAAUACUAUAACACGUUGGCACAUGAGUGUUGUGAUGAAACGAGAGCGAAUAUCGUGCCGAAAGGAGAAAGAUGCCCAAAUGCCGUUUAUUACGUAAAAUAGACUUGAACUAAAUGAUUUAAGUCGCAAAAGAACUGUGUACUUGUAGUUCAAAGUAUGUAUCUAUGGAUAUGUCAUUUGUGUUCAAUUUAACAUAAAUUAUGUUGUUGUAGGCAGCAUAUUACAGUAUAUCAAUACCUAAGUAAGCCUUGCAUACAGUUCUAAAGUAAGGAGCAUUAAAAAAAGAAAAGGCCAAUUUUCAAUAAUGUACAGGAAUUCUUAUGCAGGUGAAUCAAAUUUUAGAAAUAUGUAGAGAACAUACGUUAAUAUUACAAGUAC